This is a messenger RNA of Drosophila persimilis, 2442 nucleotides long. RefSeq names its product transmembrane protein 189 (gene Kua). The transcript has 6 exons. Gene Ontology annotation, molecular function: oxidoreductase activity. Bases 620 to 1522 code for a protein of 300 amino acids. The record is from RefSeq and is a predicted model, not a curated record. Lineage: Eukaryota; Metazoa; Arthropoda; Insecta; Diptera; Drosophilidae.
GUGGUACAAAAACUCUAAUAUAAUUUCUAAAGCGGUGAGUAACAUAAUGGUAAACAUGUUCACACACACACAAACGAAAAUAUAGCAUGAAUGAACAGCCAAAUGCCGCCAGUGUCCGUUUUAGUUUUAGUUUCUUUCGGAUUUUACUGGUGCAAAGUAGCGUUGACUGCAAGCGGAAACGGAGUGUCGUGUCGUCGUCGUCGUCGCCAGUGCGUGGUGUUGCUGUUGCUGUUGCUGUAGUUGUGGUGUGGUGGGGCAGGCAGCCCUAAAUCACGUGUAUAAUAAAAGGAACUUCUACUACCAGCAUUUAUUUGCCAUUUGCCGUGGCGGCAUACGACACAACCGCCAAGCAUUGACGUUCCCGGGAGUUGGCCGUAAUUCAUCCAAUACUUGGUAGUAAUACCCACCAGUAGUUUCGCUUGCGUGCAUGCAUAAAUUUGUUGUUUGUUUUAAUCAAUAUCGGAGCAGACGGUCAUUUUGAUUUUAAUUGUUUCCAAGUAAAAAAUAGGCCCUACCACAUAGUAUAUGACCGAAUCGUAAAGUUCUUCGUAGAACUAGCAGCUAACACACAAAUCCAAGUAACAUUACUGGUCUCGCCCCUCGAAAGGUGAGUCAGACGAUGGCGGGUAAGAGCGACAAGGAAAUUCUGGCCAACUCCAUGUACGAGGAUGAUCCCAAUGGAAAUUCAGCGCCAGCCACAACCAAGGACCAAGAAUCCGAUCAGAGGCAGGAGGUACUCAAAGCGACCAAUGUGGCUCCCCCAUCGGCGGCGCCACGUUGGGGACCACAGAACAAGGGCGCCCAGGAGCUGGCCUCUUUGUACAGUCCAGGAAAGCGGGCCCAGGAAAUCAUUUGCGUGUACACCUGCAUAGGCCUCAUGAUCAUCAAUCUGAUACUGAUUGUCCGGCACAUGCGACUGGAGAGGAUUAGUGUGGCCAUUGUGUCCGCAUUGUGUGGCAUCAUAACAGCAGACUUUGCUUCUGGUCUGGUCCACUGGGCAGCAGAUACCUGGGGUUCUGUGGACUUGCCCCUAAUUGGCAGGAAUUUCCUGCGUCCGUUUCGCGAGCAUCACUUGGAUCCCACAUCCAUAACGCGCCACGAUUUCAUUGAAACGAAUGGUGACAAUUUUAUGGUUGGAAUACCCAUCCUUGGGUAUUUGGCGCACUAUUUCUACAUUCGAUCGCCCAGCGAGAUUCAGCUACAUUUUGGCUGGAUAGCCUAUGUAUUUCUUUGCUCCAUAUUUGUGGCCAUGACAAAUCAGAUUCACAAAUGGUCACAUACCUACUGGGGUCUGCCACGGUGGGUUCUGUUACUGCAAAGCUGUCACAUUAUUCUGCCAAGGAAGCAUCAUCGUAUACAUCAUGUGGCACCGCAUGAGACGUACUUUUGCAUAACCACGGGAUGGUUGAAUUGGCCGCUGGAACGUAUAAGAUUCUGGUCUACUUUUGAGCUUGUUAUUGAGCAUUUUACGGGCCUAAAGCCACGCGACGAUGAUAUGAAAUGGGCCAAGAAACUCACAUAAUGCUUUUUGCUACCCUCAGCGACUGUAUAUAGGAAAUCCUGGACCAAAAGCAGCCUUAUAUUUAUAAAAAAUGUUAUUUUGCACAACAAAGUAGCUUUAAAUUGAGAACAGAUUACAUAUAUGUAUGUAUAUGAAGUCAACUGAAGAAAUCGCAUAGUUUUUAGUUGCAUCCUCACAAUGUUCGUUAACAAAUAGUUGAAUAUCUAAGCUUAAGCCUUGGACAACACUUCGCACACAUACACUAGACACUAGAAGCGCAUAAAGAACCACAAUCACUGAUCUCUUUUACGAGUGAGAGCCUUAUGUAUACCUGUGUACUAAAUAGUGAAAUGAAACAAACGCUUGUUAAAACAUUUUGAUAUCUUUACAAAAAGAAGAAGUAAUAAUGCAUAAUGCAAUACAAAUCCCCUAUACAUAAGCUUAAACAGAGGAAAUGAUUUUUAUACCCAGAUCCUAAAUGAAAGACAUUCUCAAAAAAUUGCGUCAUAGCCUGCAAAAGAUACAUAUAUACAAACGAUGAUAAGUUAUAAACAAAUAGUUACGACUAGACGAUUAGGCGCUGUAUGCAAUCAAGAAAGUUACUUACAAAACGAUUUUUACUCGUAUAAGAGGCAUACACAAUGUUUUGGAAUAAGCUAAUGACACACUUUUAGUGGCAUGUAUUAACUUUAGUGCAAUCUAGAAAAGGGAGAAUUUACUUAUAUGUAUUUGUAAAAUUUGUUACCAAAAAGAGCCAGCUACUCGCAUCUCUCUGGCCGCUUAGGAAAGUUGUAUGUACAGUGUGGAGCAGCUGCCGUCGUUGUUUUGUGAAGCGUGCCAGCAGUUAGUUGCUUAUAUAAUUUAGUACACUAAAUUCUAAGAGAGCAAUAUAUUAAUUGUGAUGCAAGUAAAAUAAAUUAUGAUCCUAAUUCAAUUAGAAA